This is a messenger RNA of Spodoptera littoralis (African cotton leafworm), 1317 nucleotides long. NCBI's taxonomy places the organism in Eukaryota, Metazoa, Arthropoda, Insecta, Lepidoptera, Noctuidae. The record is from the annotation of a GenBank genome assembly.
AUGUCACCGAUUGUGGCUCUUCAUUGUCUCGUUAUUUUCGGCACAAGUUUAAUAUCAGCCACCACCGUCACGUGGCUCCCAAACUCAAGCUUCAAGUUACCGGACAGUUUCAAAGAUCGGAAACUUCCUUGUUCUAAACAAACAGUUGUGUUCCCACAGACGAUUGUCGGCUCCGUAGAAAUUGCAUCCGAGACUAAAGUUGGAGGAUUCAUCUUACCAGAAGACGGCGAACUGAUUUUAGAGGGCUUGUUAUCUUUUGGCGCAGAUCCUGCAGAUACUAACUGCACUGAAGGGAACGCCUACUACAUAGAUAAAACAGGGUCUUCGUGGAACCAAGCAGAUGUUUGGAGCUCGCCUAAGUUCAACAAAGCAACUCCUGACUCGGAUAGAAUACCGUGCUUUAACGAUAUAGUGGUAUUUCCAAAGGAUACAAAGACAACAGUGACUUUACCACCAUUAACGCAGUAUGUCAAAGAAAUUAGAAUUGGGAACGACAGUUUUACUAAUACUGCAGAUUUUAGAGACCAUAUAACUUUCCAUAUGCGAGAGGACACACAACAGUUUGUUGUAAAUGACUAUUCAGUGAUUGGUGUGACGAUCGGCCAUUCCAUGCGUUGUUCGCAGUUCGGAUGUGCGUGCCAAAAUAUUCCUUUGAAAAUAGAUUGCUCUGCUAAGUUUUGCCCAAAACCAGAAUGUGUGGAACCAAUCAAACCUCUCGGGUUUUGUUGCGAUAUCUGUGGCGGCUACUUAUUGUUCGAUGCGGACGAAAGAUUCGACAUGAAAACGUUUGGCGAGCUCGUUGAAGGCAUUGCCGGUGAGAGCGGAAAGAACGAUAUCGAAUAUUACAUCGGUUUUACGCCGGAAAUUCCUUUUAGAAGAAUUCAACUCGUGGUAGUCGACAAAGGUGAAUACGAAGGGUCUAGUGCGGAAAUCAUCAAUUCUAUUAGCUAUGCUCUCCACGAUCAUUGGGUGAAAGGGCACAAGGUUGCUCAGAUAAGCGGCAGUCCUUUGUAUAAGGCGGGUUUGGGCGGGAAAAUCUUUGUGUCCAUGUUUUUCGCUGUGAUUUUAACAUUGGGAGCUUUGUACGUGUACUAUUAUAAGAUCCCGGAGUUACGGAUCCCGGUAGUGUCGAGACAUAUGCCUGCUGGUAUAUUCUCAAGGUUCGAGAGGAGGUCCGACAGUGUGGUGAGUUUGACGAGAAGAGACAGUGUCAUCAGUGCCGCUUCUAGAAGUAAUACUGCGUUCAGGAAUCCGCUGUACAACUCUAAAAGGGGGCGUGUCCAAGUGACUGAGUCUGCAUCGGUAGCGGAAGAGUAA